AAAAAGGAAAAUAGAAAAAAAAGAAAAGAAAAAUCGUGACAAACUUACUGAUAAACCAAAAGACGAGGGCACCGAUGCAAAAACACACUAUAGUGGAGUCCUCUUCUAUAGUCGACUCAUCGUCGCUCGCUAACGGACUUCGAGGAGGCACCAAUGUUGCCCUAGUCAGGAAUGAAUCUGGUGGAGACUUGGCAUAUGAAUCCUGAUUAUUCCUGAGCACAACAUAGUCUUAGAAGCACUGCAAAUGGGCCGUUUAACUAAUGGAGUGGUUGAGAACGGUCUUCCAAGUAAAAGAGAUCGGAAUUUACGUGAAGGCUAUAGUGGAAGACAUGAAAACAUGGGAUCUGGUGGAAAAGUUGCUUGUACUUGUCACAAUAAUGAAAAUGGCGGGGAAGAAAAAGUAACUACAAAAUCUACCACAGCUACAGCAGACAAUUUAAAUGGCAACAUGCAGCCCCCCGUUAUAUCUAAGAGGGCAAGGCAGCAGAAAGAAAUGACUUUUCAAGAUAUGUACAGUAAUGAAGAUUAUUUUGAUGAGGAGGAUGAUGACAGUGAUUGGGAACCCUUAAAAAAGGAUAUGGAAGUCACAAAGUGGUUUUGCAUCAACUGUACGAUGGUUAACCUUGAUGAUGUUGUCCAUUGUGAUAUAUGCGGAGAAUAUAAAGAAUCCGGAAUCCUUAGGCAUGGGUUUUUUGCAUCUCCUUUUUCGCAAGAAGGCGGUGUCACUGAGGAUCAAUCUGAAAUGACGGAAAGAUGCAAAGAUUCAUGCUCGCAAAAUUCAGCGUCAAGCAAUUCCACUGCAAUAGGUUUUGAUGAGAGAAUGUUGCUUCACUCAGAAGUUGAAAUGAAGUCGCAUCCACAUCCAGAAAGACCAGAUCGACUUCGAGUUAUUGCUGCUAGCCUUGCAACUGCUGGUAUAUUUCCUGGAAGAUGCUUUCCAAUAGCUGCAAGAGAAAUUACAAAAGAAGAACUUCAGAUGGUCCACUCUUUGGAGCACAUUGAAGCCGUAGAAUUUACGAGUCGUAUUCUUGCUAGUUACUUCACUCCAGAUACAUACGCAAAUGAGCAUUCAGCACGUGCUGCAAGGCUUGCGGCAGGUCUGUGUGCUGAUCUUGCUUCAGCAAUUUUCUCAGGAGGUGCCAAAAAUGGUUUUGCUCUGGUUCGCCCUCCUGGCCAUCAUGCUGGUAUCAGUCAGGCCAUGGGAUUUUGCCUCCACAAUAAUGCAGCAGUUGCUGCAUUAGCAGCUCAAGUUGCGGGGGCAAAAAAAGUGCUAAUUGUUGAUUGGGAUGUACAUCAUGGGAAUGGCACACAAGAAAUAUUUGAUCAGAGCAAAUCGGUAUUGUAUAUUUCAUUACAUAGACAUGAGGGUGGGAAGUUCUAUCCUGGUACUGGAGCAGCUGGUGAGGUUGGUACCUCUGGAGCAGAAGGAUACUCGGUGAAUGUUCCAUGGAGUCGUGGGGGAGUAGGCGAUAAUGACUAUAUAUAUGCAUUUCAGCAUGUUGUGCUUCCUAUAGCUUCGGAGUUUGCCCCUGAUUUCACUAUCAUAUCUGCAGGAUUUGAUGCUGCAAGGGGUGAUCCCCUUGGCUGCUGUGAUGUAACUCCUGCUGGAUAUGCACAGAUGACACACAUGUUGAAUGCUGUUUCUGGUGGAAAGUUGCUUGUUAUUCUUGAGGGCGGAUAUAAUCUCCGUUCCAUAUCAUCCUCUGCUGUUGCGGUGAUUAAGGUCUUGCUUGGGGAAAGUCCUGCAUGUGAAGUGGACAACCUUGUACCUUCCAGAGCUGGAUUGCAAACUGUUCUGGAAGUCCUGAAAAUUCAGAUGAACUUCUGGCCUACACUGGAAGCCACUCUCUUGAAAUUGCAGUCACAAUGGGGAUCAUAUGCUUUUCAAGACAGAAAAGAACAGACAAGGAAGAGACAACGGAGUGUUGUACCAAUGUGGUGGAAAUCGGGAAGUAAAAGGUGGUUGUAUAACAUCCUAACUGGGCAGCUUCAUAUAAAAUCAAAGGAAUGUUAAUUAUCCCUGUGGAUCUUAUUUUUGUGCACCCUUUUUUUUAAUUUUUGUGCCUCCUUGUAUCCCAGUUCAUUUUAGGAGAAUAUUGUUUUUGUAUCAGGAGAUUUCAAAAUGUUAUUGAUCAUUUUCUGCAUUA
This is a messenger RNA of Cornus florida, 2147 nucleotides long. Its product is annotated as histone deacetylase 15. The record is from RefSeq and is a predicted model, not a curated record. Gene Ontology annotation, molecular function: histone deacetylase activity. The coding region runs from base 245 to 2014 and encodes 589 amino acids. NCBI's taxonomy places the organism in Eukaryota, Viridiplantae, Streptophyta, Magnoliopsida, Cornales, Cornaceae. The transcript has 18 exons. Gene Ontology annotation, cellular component: histone deacetylase complex. Gene Ontology annotation, biological process: chromatin organization.